CCUUUCGUUUAUGCAUUUUCCCUCCAUUCUCGAGAGAAGGAGAAGAAAGUGGAUUUUUAAAGAGAGAGAUAGACCGCAACAAACAUGCAGACAAUAAACAUGACACCAAAACCUUCUAUGCUUAAGUACUUUCUUUUGUCUAUCCUCUUUUCUUUUUCUUUCCUUCUCUUUUUCUUUUCUCUCAAACCAAUCACCCACCAACCACCCUCCAACGACCUAAGAAUCCGACCCGGUUACACCUCCUAUGAUUCUUACAUACAGCGUCAACUCAACAAAACCCUUAAUCCUAAACUAAGGAAGAUUUGGAUAACCCGAGACUGGGACCGUAAAGUUCGAGUCUUUUCUAGUUUCUUUCAAGAUUUUAAGCAAAAAAACCUUCUUUUCAACCAUUCUAAAGCGUUGAGCAUCGGAGCCCGAGUCGGGCAAGAGGUGGAGGCUUUGAGACGUAUCGGGGUGGCCGACUCGGUUGGUAUAGACUUGGUUCCUUACCCGCCGUUGGUUAUAGAAGGUGACUUCCAUCACCAACCGUUCGACGAUGACAGUUUUGAUUUUGAGUUUUCUAACGUGUUUGAUCACGCGCUGUAUCCGGAUAAGUUCGUGGCGGAGAUUGAACGGACGUUGAAACCAGGUGGGAUAUGCGUGUUACACGUGGCUCUUUCCAGACGUUCUGAUAAGUACUCGGCGAAUGAUUUGUAUAGUGUUAAGCCGCUGGUGGGGAUGUUUAAGAAAUCGGAGGUGAUUCAUGUCCGGAAAGUUGACGGGUUCGGCUUGGAUACAGAGGUCGUUUUUAGAAAGAAAGUGAAACACAAGGAAAAGGUAAUCCAACGGUCCUGAUUUGAUUUAUUUUUUAUAUGAACUGUAUUUCAUUUUCUCUUUAUUUGUUUAUUCUUUUUAUUUUAUUUUGUAAUCUUGAUGAGCUGAGAACUUUUUUCUAGUCUUAUUAUUUGUUUGUUUACAUUUGUUGCUAAUGAAAUGAAAGUAUUUCAA
Messenger RNA from Jatropha curcas, 987 nucleotides. Its product is annotated as S-adenosyl-L-methionine-dependent methyltransferases superfamily protein. Lineage: Eukaryota; Viridiplantae; Streptophyta; Magnoliopsida; Malpighiales; Euphorbiaceae. Gene Ontology annotation, molecular function: S-adenosylmethionine-dependent methyltransferase activity. The record is from RefSeq and is a predicted model, not a curated record.